Hevea brasiliensis (rubber tree) is the source of this 1286-nucleotide messenger RNA. RefSeq names its product histidine-containing phosphotransfer protein 5. Gene Ontology annotation, molecular function: histidine phosphotransfer kinase activity; protein histidine kinase binding. Gene Ontology annotation, cellular component: nucleus; cytoplasm. Gene Ontology annotation, biological process: cytokinin-activated signaling pathway; phosphorylation; phosphorelay signal transduction system. Bases 492 to 950 code for a protein of 152 amino acids. The record is from RefSeq and is a predicted model, not a curated record. NCBI's taxonomy places the organism in Eukaryota, Viridiplantae, Streptophyta, Magnoliopsida, Malpighiales, Euphorbiaceae. The transcript is spliced from 6 exons.
UUUGAAAUCUAAUAUCCGUAUGGUAAAUGGCAAAGAACUAAAACAUGGGUCAUUUUGGUGGAUCUACUGGCUGGUUUCCUCCGUUAACUUUUUCACUUUUAUGGAAGUUGUUAUGUGAUAGAUAUUUUCCAUCAACGAUUAGGAUGGCAAUUAUCUAUAUUUUUCAUAUUCAUUUCAUUUUUUAUAUGAUUUAUCUUAUCUUUUAAUUGUAAUUUGGAUCCUAAAACAUAAUAAUAAGGCAUAAAUGAAAAUUCUAAUUAUUAUUCAGAUUUAAUAAAAAUUGUUUUGUUGAUUAAAAUAAAACAACAUUAUAAAAACAGCCACUUUGUCAGAAUCAGUAAACGUCUAGAAUUAGUAGAAAAUCCACUUUGGGCAAGUCAUUAGUGGGUUUCCAACGCCCCUUUCUUCCUCGCCACCCCUUUCAAUUGGUCUGUUAUAAUCAGUAAGGUCUUCUUCCAACUUCGUAUCUUCCUCGUUGAUUUCACACGCCCAUGGACGUCAUAGUUCAGUUGCAGAGACAGAUUGUUGAUUUCACAGCUUCCCUAUACCGAGAGGGAUAUGUGGACGAUCAGUUUACUCAGCUGCAGAAGCUGCAAGACGAGAGUAGUCCUGAUUUUGUGAUGGAGGUUGCUUCUCUCUUCUUUGUAGAUUGUGAAAAGCUUGUUAACAAUAUGGCCAGAGCUCUGGAACUGCAGGCUGUGGAUUUUAAGCAGGUGGAUUCUCAUGUUCACCAAUUGAAGGGUAGUAGUUCCAGCGUGGGUGCAGCAAGAAUUAAAAAUGCAUGCAUUGCCUUCAGAACUUAUUGCGAGUCCCAAGACCGUGAAGGGUGUUUGAGAUGCCUUCAGCUAGUGAAUCAUGAGUAUGCUCAAUUGAAGAUCAAACUUCAAACUUUAUUCAGACUGGAGCAACAGAUUGUCGCAGCUGGUGGAACAAUUCCUGUGCUUCAAUGAGUACGAUUGAUUUUAUCCCGUAUCAACAAAAGAUUGAAGGAUUAAUGUUAUAGAUACUCUUGUAGCAGCAGAAGGUUUGAGCUUGAGCUACUUUGACGUCCUGAAGCCUUGUAUGUUGGGGAGCCACAAUGUGAAUAAAAAUUUCUAUAACUGCUUCUUAAACAUAUAUAAUUUGGUUUGCCUUUUUGGUAGUCAAAAUUUGCAUGUACCUGAUUUUUUCUUAUUUUUUCCUCUAUUGUCUCUAGGGACAUCACCUUUUAAUACAAUCCAUAAUGUGGAACCCAGUAAAUGUGCAUGACAUAUGAAUUUUGUAUAGAGAUGAUAUUUUCCAUUGCA